Penicillium griseofulvum is the source of this 609-nucleotide messenger RNA. Its product is annotated as UbiX family flavin prenyltransferase. The transcript has a single exon. Gene Ontology annotation, molecular function: carboxy-lyase activity. NCBI's taxonomy places the organism in Eukaryota, Fungi, Ascomycota, Eurotiomycetes, Eurotiales, Aspergillaceae. The record is from RefSeq and is a predicted model, not a curated record. The coding region runs from base 1 to 609 and encodes 202 amino acids.
AUGCCAGCCAUCGAUGAUGCCGCUCACCAAACCUGCCGCAGACGCAUCGUGGUCGCAAUGACCGGCGCAACGGGCGCUAUUCUUGGAAUCAAAGCGCUCAUCGCUCUCCGUCGUCUAAACGUUGAAACCCAUCUUGUCAUGAGCAAAUGGGCGGAGGCCACCAUCAAAUACGAAACCGACUACCACCCAGCGAAUGUCAAAGCAUUAGCAGACCAUGUCCACAACAUCAACGACAUGGCUGCGCCGAUAUCGAGUGGUUCUUUCAAAACUGAUGGUAUGAUUAUUGUGCCAUGCAGUAUGAAGACCCUCGCUGCUAUUCACAGCGGUUUCUGUGACGAUUUGAUCUCGCGCACUGCGGAUGUGAUGUUGAAAGAAAGACGGAAACUUGUGCUCGUUGCGAGGGAAACACCUCUUAGCGAUAUUCAUCUGCGCAAUAUGCUGGAGGCUUCCCGUGCUGGCGCGAUAAUCUUUCCACCGGUGCCGGCGUACUAUAUCCGGCCUGGAUCGGUGGAUGACUUGGUUGAUCAGAGUGUGGGGCGUAUGCUGGACUUGAUUGAUUUGGAUACUGGGGACUUUGAGAGGUGGGAAGGAUGGCAGACGGAGAAGUAG